Linderina pennispora is the source of this 942-nucleotide messenger RNA. RefSeq lists its product as uncharacterized. The record is from RefSeq and is a predicted model, not a curated record. The transcript has a single exon. Lineage: Eukaryota; Fungi; Kickxellomycota; Kickxellomycetes; Kickxellales; Kickxellaceae. The coding region runs from base 50 to 478 and encodes 142 amino acids.
CUUUUAUCUGUACUCUAUUUGCUUAACCCCCGCACCACAUCUAUCUAUCAUGUCGAACAAAACAACUGAAGGCAUAUGCAGCAGCGUUGUUAAGCGGGCGAUUGCAUUGGAGCAAGAACAGCGGGAUAGGUACUGGCGCACAAACGCAGACGUAGUACAGCUCGAGAGACAGUUACAGGAGUUUUCCAAUUCGGCAAAUGAGCACCUUAACCCGACGUUGGUGAACGAGAAAACAAAUAUAGAGCCCAUGCCAGUGUUGAGGACAGCUCUGCCAUGCGUAGACAGGGACGGCAGACGUGAGCUGCUGUGUGACCAGACAUUAACUAUUGCUACCCAGGAUGGCUCUCGUUCCGACGCCGAACCAGUUCGUGUGGCACACGCGGUUCCAGAAGAUACCGGGAAUGAUAUGGCGCUCGAACUCGAUAUGGCGUUUACACCACUGACGCAAAUUGGCGCAACAACCCUGUACAUGCAGUAGACGCCUGCUUAUAAACACGCUUAUUUAUUGUUACCAUGGUAUCACGGAACAUAGACCUCGUAUAAACUGCGAGAAAGCCAGUGGCUGAGUAUGAGAAUGCAGACAGCUCGCAAUCCAGUUGACUGGGGGCUAGCACCUAUCUCCGUAAGAUGCUCCGGGCUUACAUGACCCACGGUGUAGCAUUACACUAGCAGUGUGAGGAAAAAACGAUCGUCGCCAAUGGCAAAUAGUGAUCGCCAAGGUCCUCAUAUAUGCGCAAUUGUACAAGCGGGCGCUUGUAAGAGCAACUUCGCACCUUUUAUGGCAAUUGCACUUUUACUUCAAAAGCCGAUUGAUUCAUUCGGUAGAUGAGGGCUACAGCUUACAGCUCAUAUAUAUAGCUGCCGAUAUCCCCCUCCCAAAGUCUACCAAGCUGUACAUUUGGGGCACUAUGCAUUUUAUUCCUUCCCUUUGUCUGUUUACGC